AACAUAAAGGUCAAGAAACGACUCCGCUCCGAUUUCUCUCUCUCUCUCCAUUUUCUCUUUUGGUGGUCGCAUAAGAAUCAGAGACGAGAAAGCGAGGAGAGAGAAAGUGUUUGAGAAGACCAUUCUGACCUUCGUCGUCGGAGGGCUUCUUCCUCAUCGACUUCCUCUUUCUCGCCUCAUAACUUCGCUGGUCGAUCGCCAUGAACGAGAAGGCCAACGUUUCCAAGGAACUUAACGCCAAACACAGAAAGAUAUUGGAAGGGCUUCUUAAAUUGCCAGAGAAUAGGGAAUGUGCUGACUGCAAGGCUAAGGGUCCAAGAUGGGCUAGCGUGAAUUUGGGAAUCUUUAUAUGUAUGCAGUGUUCUGGGAUCCACAGAAGCCUGGGAGUGCACAUAUCAAAGGUGCGUUCCGCUACAUUGGACACAUGGCUCCCGGAACAGGUUGCAUUUAUCCAAUCAAUGGGAAAUGAGAAGUCUAAUAGUUAUUGGGAAGCGGAGCUACCUCCAAAUUAUGACAGAGUGGGGAUUGAGAACUUUAUACGUGCAAAGUAUGAAGAGAAAAGAUGGGUUCCUAGAGAUGGAAAACCAAGAUCUCCUUCUAGAGGACAGGAAGAAAAGACUUCAAUGCAUUGGCCAAGACCAAGUGAGAGAACUGGGCAUGGGUAUGCAGGCAGUUCGGAAAGAUUGUCCGAGGAAAGGAAGAACAUCCAAACGCCGCCUACUAGAAAAGAAAGCGUUCCCGCUGCAAGAAUAAGCGUUCCUGUUCCUCCUAAAGUGCCUGAACAAGUCACUCCUGUUCCAAAACCGCAAGAAGUUCAAAAAGUAGAACCAGUUGUCCAACAGCCUGAAGCAACAAAGCAGGCUGCUGAUACAACUCCUGUUGCCACCCCUCCGAAAGUUGAUUAUGCUACUGACCUUUUCAACAUGCUAUCCAUGGAUGGUCCAAAUGAAAAUGGUUCAGAGACGGCAUCUGCUGAUGAUAAUGCCUGGGCAGGUUUUCAAUCUGCUCAAGAAGCAUCAACAGCUGAGAAAACUGUUCCACCAAAACCAGUUGAGAGCAGUAACAAGUCUAAUUCUGGACUUGAGGAUCUCUUUAAAGAUACACCUAUAAUUACACCAUCUGUUUCUGAAAAUCCCCAAAAGGACGUGAAGAAUGAUAUCAUGAGUCUAUUUGAGAAGUCAAAUAUGGUCUCUCCGUUUGCUAUGCAUCAACAACAACUUGCAAUGCUCGCUCAGCAGCAGUCCAUUCUAAUGGCUGCUGCUGUUAAAUCUGCUGGUGCAGAUCCAAAAUUCCCUGUCAAUACGCAACAACCCUUGCCUAACGGUACCAAUAUACCGAUUCAAGGUUGGCCUAACAUGGUCUACCAAAUUCCUGGAAUGAUGAUGCCCGUGGCUGGUCAAGGUGAUCAGCAGAAAGUUGCACAGGCAAGAAACUUGGGAUCAUCGAAUCUAGUUGGGACCUCUGUACCAUAUUCCACAUCUGGCUUCUAUGGUGUGGGCCAAGUCCCAUCGACCAACGGCGUAACAUUCACCGGAGCUAGUAAAACGCAAUCACCAUCUCCAAUGUCAUCUGCAUCUCCUACACAAUCGGCUAAAGAUUAUGAUUUUUCCUCUUUGACACAAGGGUUUUUCUCUAAACAAUGAGUAGCCAUUAUGCCGCGCUUCUCAUCACACUAUACAGAAAUAGUUGAAUUACAGAGCACUUAUUUUCUUUCAUUUUUCUAUUUUUAUCUUCACUUUGGGAUUGUAAGCUAUUUGUAGAGGCCAGUUUUUCGCUUUUUCUAUUCUCUGGGCGUCUGCAUCAUUUGUAUGAGUAGGUGUAAUCUGAAGUAAUAAGACGAGUUUAUAUUGAUUGAACUUUCUUUCCUCUUC
This is a messenger RNA of Morus notabilis, 1871 nucleotides long. RefSeq names its product probable ADP-ribosylation factor GTPase-activating protein AGD5. Bases 201 to 1643 code for a protein of 480 amino acids. Gene Ontology annotation, molecular function: GTPase activator activity. The record is from RefSeq and is a predicted model, not a curated record. The transcript has 11 exons. NCBI's taxonomy places the organism in Eukaryota, Viridiplantae, Streptophyta, Magnoliopsida, Rosales, Moraceae.